Habropoda laboriosa is the source of this 2809-nucleotide messenger RNA. Its product is annotated as high affinity choline transporter 1-like. The transcript has 12 exons. Gene Ontology annotation, molecular function: choline:sodium symporter activity. The coding region runs from base 1 to 2721 and encodes 906 amino acids. Lineage: Eukaryota; Metazoa; Arthropoda; Insecta; Hymenoptera; Apidae. Gene Ontology annotation, cellular component: plasma membrane. The record is from RefSeq and is a predicted model, not a curated record. Gene Ontology annotation, biological process: choline transport; acetylcholine biosynthetic process; transmembrane transport.
AUGGGGGUGUACGUGACAGGAUUGGUGGGUGUGAUCGUUUUCUACGUGGCGGUGUUGGGCAUUGGAAUCUGGGCGGCCUCAGUGAAGAAGAAAAAGUGCCGAGGCCAAGAAGCCAUGAUACUGGCGAAUCGUGGCCUAGGGCCGGUUCUCGGUGCCUUCACUUUGAUCGCCACGUGGGUAGGCGGCGCCUACGUGAACGGGACCGCUGAAGUGAUGUUUACCAGAGGAUUGGCCUGGUGUCAAGUGCCCUUCGGCUACAGCCUCAGUCUGCUGUUCGGUGCGGUGCUGUUCGUACGGCCAAUGAGGAAAGCGGAACACGUGACGAUGUUGGAUCCGUUUCAAGAGAGAUACGGUGCCGGAGUUGGAGGACUGCUGUUCCUGCCUGCCCUAUGCGGCGAUCUGUUCUGGUGCGCGGCGGUGCUUAGAGCUCUGGGGACCUCGUUGGCUGUGGUGGCUGGCGUGGAUCCGAACAUCAGUAUGAUCGCCUCAGCGCUCUUGGCAGGCGUGUACACGUUGUUCGGUGGAUUGUACUCGGUCGCGUGUACCGAUGCUUUGCAGCUAGCCUACAUCAUAAUCGGCUUAGGAGUGGCUGCGCCGUUUUCCGCUCUCCACCCUGCUGUGUCGUUCGAGAAGAAUCUCACCCCGCACGAAUGGCUAGGGGAAAUCAAGAACGAGGACCUCGGCGAGUGGGUGGAUUGCAUGCUGUUGCUGGUAUUUGGCGGUAUACCUUGGCAGGGCUAUUUCCAAAGGAUCCUAAGUAUGAGAAGCACAUCAGUGGCGACUGCGUUAUCGAUAGCGUCGAUGUUCGGUUGCAUGAUCCUUGCAUUUCCAUCUGCACUGAUCGGUGUGGUAGCUCGUGCCACGGACUGGUCCUUAGUCGAGGGAUUUAACAAGAGCAUCAUAGCACACGAUGGAAACGCGGCUCUACCGAUCGUCCUUAGAUACCUAACACCACACUGGGUCUCCUUUAUCGGUCUGGGCGCCAUUUCAGCGGCAGUGAUGUCGUCAGCAGAUUCGAGUAUAUUGGCCAGCAGUUCCAUGUUCUCCAGGAACGUGUACAGACUCACACUAAGGCCAAAAGCGUCCGAAAGGGAACUGAACUGGAUACUGCGGAUCUCUGUACUGGUGAUCACAGUUCUGUCGAUCGCGAUCGCGCUCACAGUGGACAGCGUUUAUUAUCUCUCGUAUCUCAGCUCUGAUCUUGUUUACGUGGUACUCUUCCCGCAAUUGUUGACCGUCGUUCAUUGGCCCUCUUUGGUGGAUACUUAUGGAUGCCUCGCGGGUUACUUUGUGGCUGUUGUUUUGCGUCUUUGCGGAGGAGAGAAAGGUUUAGGUGUGCCAGCACUGAUCGAGUAUCCCUUUUACGAUACCGAGACACAGUCCCAGAAAUUUCCUUUCCGUACUGCAGCUAUGAUAGUCGCACUCUUCACUCAGCUUAUAACGAGUUUCUUUACGAGGAACCUUCUUGGAAAGGGAUACUUUCCACGAUGCUGCGACGUUCUUAGCGUUUACUCGCCAGGGAAAUCGAAGGACCAGUCGGGAGUCGUGCAGAGCAGCUCUGGAGCAGCGCUGAUGGACACUUCCUCCGUUAAUAAAUCCACCUCAGGCAUGGACUCCUGCGAAGGUCUGGGAACGGGGAGCUACGAAGACGACCGCACAACCACCAAUUCCGUCGAAGACAUGACCGAUCGUGGCGAUACCGGUACCGUGGCAAGUGAUCCAUACGAGAAAGAAACACCGAAAAUCAACAACAUCGCUUCAGCUGCUCAAAAGGCCAAUCAAAGCCUUCAACAUCUCCAAACAUUACGAAACUCCAUACACACGAACACUUUGAGCGGUAGACACACACCAACCCCAAAUCAAUACACCCCCAUACAGAGCAACGAAGUAUCCAGAGGUCAAAUACUAGGUGUACGAAAUCUACGUGGUUCUAUGGGACAGAUGUUGUUGCCGACCGAUCGACCGGUCAUCUCUCCCAGCAAUAAUCCAGGUAUAGUGAACAUUCCGACGAAUUCCACGGCGACUACGCCAAUGACACCUGGUCCGCAUUACGCGAAAACAAACGAGGGAUCUAUGGUGAACGAGAAGACGAGGGAAAACGAGAGGAUCAGCAUCGUGGACAGAGGGAACACGGAAUUUCAAACUGUCCCUGAUAACAUGCUGACCACGAUCAAUGUAAAGAAGAACGUGAAAGGGGUGAAACUUGUCGGGAUGGAGGGGGGAACGUUGAGGAGACCGUCGUUGCAGGGCACGUUCUCACCGACACCGUCGGUGGAGCUUGUCCAUAUACUGGACAGGAGGCAGAGUAGCGGUUCGUAUGGGCCUGGUUCGCUUUCUCCUGUUCCUAUGGGGCUGGAGGCGUGCAAGACACAUGGGACUGCACUGGAGGGACAGGGUGGAAACGAGCAUUGCAGAAUUAAGAGGGGCAUCGUCAGGCAUCAUAGCUUCAACGACACGGGAGACCGCGCGCUUACCACGUUGGCCAGGCAGCCAACCUACCCCUCGAUGCCGCUACGCCCGGAGGAUUGUCGAAUGACGCUGGCUAAAAAGGACAGAAGAACGUCGACGAUCGCUCGUCACGGCUCCGUGACGAACGAGAAGGAGCUGACCGGUUGUACAGCCGGACUGGUCGUUUGCAGUCCCACGUAUAACAUGUACAGCUCAGCUGUGAAGAAUUCCAACUACUUCGUGACAGACGACGAGGCGGUCAGCAGGUUCUAAGGACUAACUAAGCGAGAGGAGACUACGGCUCGUAAAAGGACAAUCGAGAUGCUACCGAUGCGACAGCAGACGAAAAGAGCGCGCACAC